GUCUACCGUCGUUAUACAAUAUCAUUUUGAAAUGUGCUCGUGCUUCAAUCAACCUACGCAUUAGUCCCUACUCUGCAUUCACAAUUACACAAUCUCUCUCUUCCUCCCGUUUUUUCUAUCAAUCUCACGGCCCCCUGGCUUACUAUUUUUUGGUUCCUGGUCUAUACAACGGACGUUCCCCCUACCUAACCUUUAUAAUUCUAGUAAAUUGAUUCCCUGGCCCGCACGCCUACGUUCCACAACUUGGGAGUAUCCACAGAAAUCUCUCAUCCUCACACUGAAAGCUUCACAAGGCCCCAAGGCAAAAGGUUCUCACGAAAUCGAGGCCACUUCAAUUCAUCCAUUCAUUCAUUCAUUCAUUCCAUUGAACCUCCUCCUCGCCCUCCUUCUCCACCAUCCGCCUCCUCACUCCGACCUCACCUCUUCGCUCUCUCUAUACCUCCCAACCCUCGACACCUCAUCAGGAAUACAACAACCAACAAUCGAACUCGAGAGCGAAGGUUGAUCGAACGACAUCGUCUCAUCGGAGAUUGUCAACAUCUUUAAUUGUGAGAGCCUCCGGAGGCUUAUGGAUAAUGGUCGCUCGUAGAUGAUUUGGUUUCGAUUCGACGUUGUGAAAGGAGGAUACACCCACCCAAUAAACAAUCGACGAUUUAUCGUCACGACACUCCUUUAAAGACUCGCGAUUUAUUCAUAUACGAUUUGAUAAAUUAAUUUUAAGAUAUACACUCUUUGACAUUUUGUCAAGUACACUCGUUAUUACUUACUCGCCCUGACAAUCGAUCUAUACUUUCGUCCAAUACUUUCAAAUACUAAUAUCUCAAUAAUAAGUUGGAAACAAAUUGAGAUCAAUUCACAACCAUGCAUACACCUUCGCUAUUCUUGGCCUCCGCGGUCGUUCUCUCCUCACUUGCCUCUGCAGAAGGGGAUCGACCAAAAUAUUAUUUCCCACGAGAAGUCAAGAGACAAGUGUAUUCAAACAAUACCAUUACAAGCAAUACACCGGCCCAAACAUCGCAGACGAAGGAUGAAUCUACAAUUACAUCUUUAUUCUCAUCCACAAACGAUCCACAAUCAGACAGCACAACUCAAGAUUCUACGACGAACAAGAGGGCAUCUUCCAGUAAUUCAUUCUUGGAUACUUUCUCAUCCAUACUUGGCUUAGGAACAACAACCACGACAUCGAUACCUUCGUCGACAAGUUUAAUCACAAGCACUCCUUCCAGUACCGCGUCUUUGACUACAUCCGUCGUUAGUGAGGUAUCUUCAAAUGAUAUCACAACCGUCCUAGUUAUGAGUACUGUGACUCUAGGAACUGGAUCUGGUGAAGUUCCCUUCGUUCCACCAACGACAAGUUCGACUUCAACUUCGAUCUCAUCUGUUGAAACAACUCCAUCGCCAAGUCCAUCAUUGUCGAGUGUUUCGGCUCAAUCAACGGCGGAAAGUUCAGUUUCAAGUGCUGAUACAAGUUCAAAUGCUGGAUAUACUGGAGCAUCAACUGGAACAAGCCAAACCAUCGUUUCCGUACCUACGACUACUAGUAUCCCUGUACCCACGACUACCAGUUCUUCGAGUUCAAUUGUGGAUGGAAUUACAGGUGCUUCGACCGGAGUUGAAUCCAGCAUUUCAUCCAUUGAUUCGACCACUUCAUCCAUUGAAUCAACCACUUCAUCCAUUGAAUCAACCACUUCACCCAGUUCGACCUUGGUUAGCUCAUCAGUACAAUCUGUUGCGACAAGUUCCAAUGCUGGAUUUUCUGGAGCAUCUACUGGUACAUCCCAAAGUGUUGUAUCGCUUCCUACAACAAUUAGUUCUUCUAGCUCAAUCGUGAAUGGAAUUACUGGAGCAUCAACUGGAGGAUCUAGUUCAAUCGUUUCUACACCAUCCUCUACAUCAACCCUUGAAGGAAUAACUGGAGCAUCAACUGGAGUAUCUAGCCCAUCAUCCACCAGUUCUUAUGUUCUUGUCGGAGUUUCAUCGGUUACUACAAAAUCGGCUGUCGAACCAAUCAGCAGUUCCAGCAGUGCUGAUAUUGAUAUUUCCCUUGGACUAACUGGAGCUUCUACCGGUGUACCCACAACCACGAGCGCCACUAGCGUCUCCAGUGUCUCAAGCACGUCCGUUUCGGAAGAUUCUGGUGUUUCUGGACCAUCAACAGGUACACCCCCAAAAUCUACCGAAACUAGCGCUGCCGAAACUUCAAUUCAAAGCUCAGUUGCUGGAAUUUCUGGAGCAUCUACUGGCACUGUCCCAACUUCUAUUGAAAGUACUGCCUCGGAGACUUCAAUCCCAUCGUCGAGCUCAGUUGCGGGUAUUACUGGAGCAUCCACUGGAUCUGACUCAUCAGUAACUGCGCCAGUCUCAGUUCCAACCUCGACCGAGACCCCCAUUCAAAGUCCAACUGUCUCAGGCGUUUCUGGAGUACCUACCGGUACAGCCCCAACCGUUAUUUCUAGUGUUGCUCAAUCUUCGGAAUCUUCUGAAAGCUCUGUAGCCACAACUGCCAACUCUGCAUCUUCCAGUGAUAUCGUUGGAACUGGCUCAGCUCCAAGUACAACUGUAUCCCCAUCUUCAGUCGCAUCAGCAACUAGUUCUUCAAGCUCAAACCUUUUGGAACCAAUUGUCGCUUCCACAGGUUUGAUCCCAUCUGGUAUUAUCCUUCCUACCACAACUUCUGCAUCUGAUUCUCAAAGUACAUUGGUGACUUCAUCCACUCCUUCAUCAUCUGCUAGUGGGAUCACUUUUGGACCGGGUGGAGUCUUGUCCGGCUCAAGUACUAUCACUGCAAGCCCUUCGGAUACAAAUACUUCCCCAGUAUCUGUUCCAACUGAUUCAUCAUCUGGUCUCUUAGGAGUCAUUGGUACUGGAGUGACCAGCUUAGUUGGUGGUGUAACUUCGGAUCUAGGAACUGCAGUAUCUCAAGUAACGAGUGCUGUUUUACCAACAGAUUCAUCGGCCGCAUCUUCAAGUGCUGGAAUUUCUGGACCUGCUACAGGUGUUUCUUCCGAAACUACUUUGGCUGGUGUUACUGGUCCAUCUACUGCAGCCUCAGUUAUUUCCGGAUCAAACACUGCUACUACAGAUAGUUCAGCACCUACAACUGUCGCUGGAAUUACUGGAGCAUCUACAGGUGUCUCAGCACCUUCAAAUACAGCUUCUGGAAUCACUGGAGCUUCAACAGGAACCGCUCCAAUUUUCAGUCCAGGUGCUGCUUCAUCAUCAGCUUCGGGUGAUUUACUCUCAUCCUUGGUUGGUGGUGUAUCUUCUUUGGUAUCUUCCGCUACAUCAGAUGUUCUCCCAACUUCCUCGUCUUCCCUUACAGAUUCUAUUGCUUCAGCUUCGGCUUCGGCUUCCUCGGCAGGUAUUAUUGGAGCUACAACAGGUGUAUCUGCCACAGAUCUGAGUGCUACAGCUUCUUCUAUUCCCGCUGGAAUCACUGGACCUGCAACUGGUGUUUCUAGUGGAUCUGCUGCAACUACAACCCCAGCUGGCUUAUUAUCAUCUCUUUUAUCUGGAGUAACAUCUGAUGUUGGAUCUCUCACAUCCGAUUUACUUACAACCAGUACUACAUCAGCUGCCGGAACAGGUGUCACUGAUUCCCCAUCUGUCAUUGGUACUUUGAAUAGUACUAAUGUUUCAAAUACUGCUUCCGCUACAGAUUUGAUCCCAUCCCUUGUAUCUGGAGUCACUUCCGAUUUGAGUUCCGUCUUGGCAUCUGAAACCUCGAGUACAUUACCAACUGCAGGUAUUACAGGCCCAGUUACAGGAAUUAGCCCCACUGCUACUGGAUCCUCUGCUCCAACAUCAACUGGUCUUCUUACCGGUAUUAGUUCUCUUCUCGGAUCAGUAACUUCGGAUCUUGGAUCAGCCACUUCGGUUUUGUCUUCGGAUCUUUCUUCUGCUACCACCAAUGCAUCCUCUGUAAUUGGAUCAAUCACAUCAGAUUUAUCAAGUGCUCCAAGUUCAACAAUUCUAAGCGGAACAGGUGUAUCUGCCUCGGCUACAAUAACCUCAGAAAGUGCAUCAUCCACAGGAUUAUUAUCCUCGGUCAUUUCUGGUGUUACUUCUAUUAUUGGUUCUUCUACAGAUCUCUCUUCCACCGCAGCUAGCACUACUUCCCCAUCUUCCUCCAGUUCUACCCCAUUGGGAAGUAUUAUAUCGAGUAUUUUCGGCUCUAGCACUGCCAGUGAAUUAUCUGCUACGAUCACUAGCGGUAUAUCAACUGCCACCAGUGCUCCAAAUGCUACAGCUAUUACUUCUGGAACAGAUCGUGUAUCAAGUACCUCCAUUAGCCUUGGAUCUUCCUCUACGAUUUCAGGAACUGUUCUCCCAACCACUGCCAGUGGAAAUGCGACCUCAAUUGCAGUAUCUACAACUGGCCUUUCUACCAGUAUUCAAACCGGAUCUGCUACCACAUCCAGUUCAGGAACAGGAAUUGUUACUUUGUCUACUUCCUCGGUAACUUCUUUAACCAGUGGAUCAGCCAAUGUCACCGAUACCUCGAUUUCUGCUUCCUCCACUUCUGUCUCAAGCCUAUCCAGUCUAUCAAGCAUUGCAACAUCAGUUUCUGCCACAACAACUCCAAAUACAACAAUAACUGAUACAUCUUCAACUGCAGCUUCAUCAGCAACGGUUACCUCGGGAAGCUCAGCCACUACUGCACCAAUCACUUCCGUUCUAUCGACGACUACUCCAUCAACAAUUGCUUCCCCCACCCAAGAAAGUACUACGUCGAUCGUCAAGACUCAACCUGCUAGUGAAACAACAGCUCCUCUCACAAUCUAUCCAACAGCUACCAACAAUGCUACAUCAAUGUGGCUUCCACAAACCAUUAUUGUUCAAUCUUCAUCAACCAAUCAAGUUACUCCUACCAAUACUGCACUUGCUACAACUUUACCAAAGGUCAUUACACCCAGUGGAGCCAUUCCAACCAGCCCAGAAAAUUCUACCUUGAUUCAACUUGGUUUCCUUUUCCAACUUAAUUAUGCAUUUGUUGUUGCCAACCCACUUUCAUCAGCACAAAUCUUCCAAUACCUUCCGAUAGGUAUCGCCAGUGGAUUAGGAAUCAAGCAAGAGCAAGUUAUUAUGCACAGUCUCAUUCCAUAUAACACGCAAUCUCAAUUGGAAUACAUCACCACUUUGGCACUUGCUUAUAUUCCAACCAACUUGGUCAGCACACUUGAACUUGAUUUACAUACACCUACAGCAGCUAUCUACAACAAUGACGAUACUUCAGUUAGCACACUUGUUAGCUACAUCAAUCCAUCUAUUCCAUUAACACCUGGAUCAACUCUUGAAGGUGGUUCUGGAACGGGUACUGGUAGUUCCGGAUCAGCAGCCACUACUAGUGCUUCAGGCAAUAGUGGUGUGUUCAACACUGAUGCUCAAAAUACCUCUCCAAAGGUUAAGAGUACCACAGCUGGUAUCGUUGUUGGAGCAGCAGGUGCGGCAGCUGCUUAUGGUGCUGCCAUGUUCUUCAUUGCUAGAAGAUAUAAGAAGCGUAAGCUUAGCCAUCGUCGAUCAAACUCUAUCAUGAACCCAUCAGAAAUGAGACAAUCUGGCGCAUUCACUGGUGGUGCAUUCAUGUCUGGCGGUCGCUUGACCCCUGGUGUUGGAGGAACUGAUAGGAACAGUGGAGGAAGUGGAAGAAGUGCAGGACAUUCAGCACGUACACAACAAAUCUCAGCACCAAUGAUGGCCGAGAAUUCAUUGGGAUGGAAUUGAAGACUGUCACACAGGUCAAUUUAAUUUCUUCACAACAUAUACCCCCAAACUCAAAGUACAUGAAGGUAAUCUCAAGAACUUCAUCUCGUUGUAUCAUAUACGUCCUCUCAAAAAUCUCAGCAUCUGCCUGAAGAAGAGCAACACGCUCAUCAUUUUUCCUUAUUUAUUUAUUUUCAUGUCAUUGGGCGUUGGGUAUCGUCUUUAUACCCCCUUCUUUGCAUCAUUAUAUAAAAAACGUUCCUAAUAUUUCGGGUAUGGUUUUUUGAUCCAGAAGGUUUUUCCAUUCUAUUCAUGUUGAGAGGAGGAUAAGAUUAAGGCGGAUGAAGGGGGAUUUGAAAGGAGGGGGAGAAGAAGAAGGAGAAGAAGUCAAGAGAGAAAGAUGUUUGAGGUCUUGAGGAAGAAGGAUUCGCAGAGAAAUGAGGAUGAAUUUAAAAACCUUUGUGUAUAUUUACGAUCCUACGAACGCGGAUAUUUUCUUUGAAGAGUAAAAGAUGUUGUAGCUGUCGCAAGCAAGCAAGCAAAGAUAUUUGGUAAUGUGAAAUUUUUUGAGGUGAUGCUGAUGUUUUGUUUUGUUUUGUUUGUUUGUUUGUUUGUUUUAUUCAAUGUAAUAUGGAUGCGCUCUUUAUUAUGGGAUACACAUAUAUAUAAUAUAGUAGUAAUGAAAUUUUUAUGGAGAGCAAGGAGAGGGGAAGGGGUGGAAUGGAUGUGGGAAUGGAAUUUGGUAAGGAUAUGGAAGGUGGGAAGGUGGGAAGGGGGAAGAUGAGAUGGAUGGGGAAGAUUUGUAGAUAGAUAGAUAGAUAGAUACCUGAGGUAUGAACUUUUAUUUGUUUAUGAUUUUAUGUCUUUUUUGUGAAGAGUGAAUUUAGUGAUA
Botrytis cinerea B05.10 is the source of this 6595-nucleotide messenger RNA. RefSeq names its product Bcmsb2 (gene Bcmsb2). The record is from RefSeq and is a predicted model, not a curated record. The transcript has 3 exons. Gene Ontology annotation, cellular component: extracellular region; cell surface; plasma membrane. The coding region runs from base 862 to 5724 and encodes 1620 amino acids. Lineage: Eukaryota; Fungi; Ascomycota; Leotiomycetes; Helotiales; Sclerotiniaceae. Gene Ontology annotation, molecular function: osmosensor activity. Gene Ontology annotation, biological process: osmosensory signaling pathway via Sho1 osmosensor; hyperosmotic response; establishment of cell polarity.